AGGUUUUCUUCGUCUUACACAUACGCAAACACCAAACAGAAUGGCAAAGAUGAGUCUCUCUUCCUGCGUACUAAUCCUAACCUUCUCCUUGUUUUCCCAAGGCAUUCUGCUUUCAGCUUCCAGGUCCAUAAAGAACCUGGAGGACGACCUGGUGUUCAACGCAUUCCGGAUGGGGAAGGCCUUCCAGAAGGAAGACACCGCUGAGAGAUCGGUCGUUUCUCCUCCUCUGGAGCAGUAUAAAAGCGAGGACAGUGGUUUCAUGAACGAUGAGGACAACAAAAAUCCAAAGAACGCAGGCUCCAAACCUAGUUUCCUGAACCAUGGUCUGCCACUGAAUCUGGCCCUAAAGCCUUACCUUGCAUUGAAAGGCUCUGUAGCUUUUCCGGCUGAGAAUGGAGUGCAGAAUGUUGAAUCAACACAAGAAAAGAGAGAAAUUGGGGAUGAAGAGAACUCAGCUAAAUUUCCCAUAGGAAGGAGAGAUUUUGACAUGCUCAGGUGCAUGCUGGGCAGAGUCUACCGACCUUGCUGGCAAGUCUGAGACCUGCUGGACCACGCCGUCUUCCCGGAAGAAAAUCAAGGCACUCCACUGCCCAGGGGGAGAAAAGCCCUUCGUGUUACUGUAAUUUCUGUAUUAUCUUAAACAUCUCUUUUAAAACAAGGCUGUGUAAGAUGGAUGGACCCUCAAUCCAAAUGAUACGCUUCUUUUCAUGUGCAUUAAACUUUGUGACAAUUCUGCAUAA
Molecule: messenger RNA, 740 nt
Organism: Cavia porcellus (domestic guinea pig)
Lineage: Eukaryota; Metazoa; Chordata; Mammalia; Rodentia; Caviidae
Gene: Pmch
Product: pro-melanin concentrating hormone
Exons: 3
Coding region: 41-538 (165 amino acids)
Biological process (GO): behavior; chemical synaptic transmission
Molecular function (GO): type 1 melanin-concentrating hormone receptor binding; melanin-concentrating hormone activity
Source: RefSeq, a predicted model, not a curated record